This is a messenger RNA of Auanema sp. JU1783, 528 nucleotides long. The record is from the annotation of a GenBank genome assembly. NCBI's taxonomy places the organism in Eukaryota, Metazoa, Nematoda, Chromadorea, Rhabditida, Rhabditidae.
AUGGGGAAGUUAUUAUCUAAAAUUUUUGGAAAGAAGGAAAUGAGAAUAUUGAUGUUAGGGCUUGACGCUGCAGGAAAAACAACAAUAUUGUACAAAUUAAAACUUGGGCAAUCUGUAACAACCAUUCCCACAGUUGGUUUCAAUGUAGAAACUGUGACUUACAAAAAUAUAAAAUUCAAUGUUUGGGAUGUCGGAGGUCAAGAUAAGAUUAGACCGUUAUGGCGACAUUAUUAUACCGGGACUCAAGCUUUAAUAUUUGUGUUGGAUGCCGCAGAUAGAGACAGAAUUGACGAGGCAAGAGUGGAGUUGCACAGAAUAAUCAACGAUCGUGAAAUGAAAGAUGCCAUCAUACUAGUAUAUGCGAAUAAACAAGAUUUAGCCGAUGCCAUGAAGCCUCACGAGAUCCAAGAUAAGUUGGGCCUUGUUCGGAUUAGAGAUAGGAAUUGGUAUGUGCAACCUGCGUGUGCAGCAAACGGCGAAGGACUUACCGAAGGCUUAACAUGGCUUUCCAGUAACUGUAAACCAUAA